Messenger RNA from Branchiostoma belcheri (Belcher's lancelet), 777 nucleotides. Its product is annotated as juxtaposed with another zinc finger protein 1-like. Bases 29 to 700 code for a protein of 223 amino acids. Gene Ontology annotation, cellular component: nucleus. The transcript has 4 exons. The record is from RefSeq and is a predicted model, not a curated record. Lineage: Eukaryota; Metazoa; Chordata; Leptocardii; Amphioxiformes; Branchiostomatidae.
CCCGACAAGGUGCCGCGGCCCUGACAAGAUGGCGGCGUUCUUCGUGCACGUCUGCAGGUUCGGUGGUUGCGGCUUGACCUUCCCUUCCCUGGGCGACCUCAUACUCCACAUCGAGGACCAGCACAUAGAAUCGGACCCCCUGACGCUGGAGAAGCAGGAGUUGCAGCAGCCUUCGUCCCUGGCGCUGAGCUACAUCCACCGUUUCAUCACGGACGCCGCGCGCCGAGAGCAGCUCGAGAACCUGAAACGAAAACCGUCGCAGCGAGCGCUUUCCCCGGUCGCAGCCAUCAGGAGCAUCACUCCUACAGGAAGUGAGUUUGAUGACGAUGACAUGUCCAGUGAGUCCUCAGACAGUGACAACUCGUGGACCACCAGCGACGACUUUACAUCAGAACUUAUCCUCAACUCCAUGACUCCCUCCAGUAACGAGGAGAAACCUUUCGCAUGUCCCAUUCCAGGCUGCAAGAAAAGAUACAAGAAUGUGAACGGUAUCAAAUAUCACGCCAAGAACGGACACAGAAACGACGGCAAGAUCAGGAAAGCGUACCGCUGCCACUGCGGGAAGAGCUACAAAACUACUCAGGGUCUCAAAAAUCACACGCUAUCCCAGCAUCCCCCCAUAUCGCGCCAGUUGCCGGGGGCAACGCAGGUGGGCCACGCCCUCAUGCCCAUGCUUCAGCACCCGGAGCUGGCCAACUAGCCGCAGUCAGGGACGGGUACUCUCCAAGCAGAGGUUUGGGUUUGGGGUUAUUUUUGGCAUGUUUUUAGGCUUUUUUA